AUGGGCGAGUUGGCAGUAGAAGCAUGCAGUGGCGGAAAUCUCAUUAACGAAUUGACUGACACUGAUUUACCAUUAAGAUACUUAGAUGAACGACAUAUUAUCGACAAAAUCGAAGGUAUCGAUUGGAAAACUCAAACAUGGCGCAUGGAAAAACGCAUGAAGACUGUGAGCGUUGCCUUGGUGUUGUGUUUAAACGUCGGAGUAGACCCUCCCGAUAUAAUGAAAACUCAACCGUGUGCUCGACUAGAAUAUAGAAUCGAUCCUCUCUCAAUGUCUGUUCCGGAAGCUUUAGAAAACAUAGGCCAAGCCAAGCGAAUGACUUUAGUGAAUCAUGAGGCCAGUCCUCUAGUAAGAAAAGAGAUUGUCUAUGCGUUACAGUGGUUAAGAUUAGCAUUUGAUGUAUCGUUUGCAGCUGUCGCUUCAAAGGAAGGACUAAAUUCUCCAGAAAACCAUGGCAGUAACACUUUACCAAGAAAUGCUAGUAGCUUCACCAAGGACACCAAUUUCAUGCAUUUACGUUCAGGUAGGAUGUCGGAAAGCACUGAAUCCAAUGAAAUGGAAAAUCACGAAGACAAUCAUGAUAAUGACAUUAUUCAACAAGUAGUAAUGUCGUCAGAAAUGUUACAAACUCUUAUACAGAGCCCUACUAUAAAUCAAAAUGCCAAUUUAAAUAAUUCAGAGCGAGAUACGCAGGAUAAAGAUUUCGUUAAACUAAGUCAAAGGUGCGAAAAAUUGGAAAAUAAUUACAUAAAAAUCGAAAGGCAAAACAGGAAAAAUAACAUUAUUUUAUUUGGAUUGGACAUUGACAAAUCAAUAAAUCUAGUACAAUUCAUUGUAACUAAAUUUAAAGAGUUAUUGGACAUCGGACUGAAGGAAAUCGACAUUAACAAUAUUUAUGUCCUAAGGGCCAAGAAAGGUACACCAAUAAAAAUUGAAUUCACGACCUAUUUAAAAAAAUCCGAAGUUUUUCGAUGUGCCUACAAAUUAAAAGACACAAACGUUUAUAUUGCGCACGAUAUGUGCUUUGAAGACCGUCAAGAAUACGAUAUUUUGAGAAAGCAUUUCAAAAGAGGAAAAGAAACCAAUCUAACUUGCAAAAUUAAAAACUUAAAACUAGAAAUAAACGGGACUUUGUACUCUGCGGAGCAACUUGAAAAUAACCAAGAAAAAAUAUACAAAAAACUAAAAAUUCCCCAAAGAAGCCUUUCAAACGAAUCACUACCAUCCAAUGUUUUCGAAGAAGAGGCAACUCUUAAAGAACCAAAUUUAGAAGAAAAUUCCGACAACCUUUCCAAAAAAUCGAAGAAAAACACACAAGAUGACGAUUAUAUAACAUCAAAAGGAGUGAAAACAAGAUACAGAAUCCGAACCUAG
Ceutorhynchus assimilis (cabbage seed weevil) is the source of this 1374-nucleotide messenger RNA. The record is from the annotation of a GenBank genome assembly. Lineage: Eukaryota; Metazoa; Arthropoda; Insecta; Coleoptera; Curculionidae.